AUGUGUAACAAUGAGGAAAUCAGUCAGAAAGUUUACUACCCCAGCUCGAGCCUUACUGAUGGUCCUGUGAUCUACGCGAAACUGCUUGAGCCAAACAUACGCGGUACUUCAGGCAACAGUAGCACUGGCAACUACAUCUAUUCAGGCAACAGUACACUUGUCUCUGCCUGCAACUCAGAACGCAACGCCUGGCGAUCCGGAGACACAAAAACCGUGCGAUCAGAACCUCCGGAAGAACAAACCUGCUAUUCUCCCGUCGCAAGAUUCGCUAGUUUCACCACAUCUAGCCCUGCUACUUCAUGUAGUACUGGAGAGCAAAGCAUGUACGGGAUGAAUUCCUACAAUGCUGCAUUGAGCAGUGAAACCUGCAACCGUGAUGCAGGUCACUUAAACGUAAUAGACAAAGGGUACCGGGCCAAGGCAAACGCUGUCACCAACUCGGACAAGAACUGUUCUGGUGGCUCGAACCUGGUAGCUGCCAGAUGGACACCGACUGUAGUUUCCGGCUAUCAAGCAGCCUCAAUAGAAGCAUUGGCCAGACUGCAGUCUGAAGGUCUGCACGAACAGACCGAACUGACAAGAAAUGCGAAGGAGCAAAGAUGCAAACCUCUCCUGAGUGGUCUUCUUCAAAUAGACGGCUCUACAUUUACGCUCAGUCCUCGUGGCACAACGGAAAAGGCUCCCUUAAAGUCAGGAGCGCAGAGAGACCACCUUCUGGUGGUCAGAGCAGCCCCCUCCAAAAUGGUAUCUUUGAGUGGAGGCCUCGGCCAAGCUUGUCAUAAACAGCAGCUAAUGCAACAACAAAAGUGCCCGCCGUCAAUUCAGGAGGCCGGAUACACUUUGUUGGAGACAAACGGCCAAACGGGUUCUCGAGAUUCCCACGUUUGCUCGCCUCCCAGAGAAACCUUUUCAGCAGAACAUUGCUGCACCAGCCUGCCCAGACAAAACGUCUCAAUGCUCGUCAAUGAGGCAACAGCAUCGACGCCAGUCGCCUUAACUGCAGCCGGUGGGCAACAUUUGUACCGAAUAGGAAAAGCAGCUAUUCUGCCGGGUGAAUAUGAGACUGGCAGAAGCAUUGAAAUGCUGACAACAGGUUUUGAAAGACGUGACGAAGAAAAUGGUUGCAGUCAAUUUUAUGUUCCUUCGUUCCUCCAACAUCAAGAACCUAGUCAACACAUUGCAGUUGCUCCUCACUUUUGUGAAGAAGUACCGACUGUACUGCAAAAAUGCAAUCAGGAAACAAGUGGUAGAGAAAAACUAGGUUAUACUGGAAAGGGUACGAGUAAACAAGCAGAGCUGGAAAAGGUAAAGAACAAAGCGAAGUUGAAGCGAAAGAAUGAGAGUCAGGAGACGGAGAAAGGUGAAAGGCGAAUGAGGAGCAAACGAAAACCACUGCGUUGGGGUGAUUCUUCUUUUCGUAUAAGCGAUAAUGCAAAGAACCUGUUUCUGCCUAAAUCUCUCAUCGCCAGGCCGGCAGGCCGAAAGGAACAGGAAAGGAGCACAGUCGAGGAUAGGCCCACUCAGGUCUUCUAA
Protopolystoma xenopodis is the source of this 1533-nucleotide messenger RNA. The record is from the annotation of a GenBank genome assembly. Lineage: Eukaryota; Metazoa; Platyhelminthes; Monogenea; Polystomatidea; Polystomatidae.